This is a messenger RNA of Pseudophryne corroboree (corroboree frog), 8197 nucleotides long. RefSeq names its product alpha kinase 3 (gene ALPK3). The transcript has 15 exons. Gene Ontology annotation, biological process: protein phosphorylation; cardiac muscle cell development. The record is from RefSeq and is a predicted model, not a curated record. Gene Ontology annotation, molecular function: protein serine/threonine kinase activity; ATP binding. NCBI's taxonomy places the organism in Eukaryota, Metazoa, Chordata, Amphibia, Anura, Myobatrachidae. Gene Ontology annotation, cellular component: nucleus. The coding region runs from base 183 to 5552 and encodes 1789 amino acids.
CUUAGUAAUCAGUUCGGGACUGAAAUUUAGCAAACACACAAUAUUUACUUGCUUCCUCUGGAAUUACUCUGCUCGUCUUGCCUGAGGAGCUGAUGCUUUAAUCUGUGCACGGUUACAGUCUCCACAGGAGCAUUUUCUUGGAAGUCGCAGGCGGCUGAUUUAAUAAGAAGAAAAUUUAAAGGAUGGGCACGCGGAGACCUAUGAAUCGUAUAAACUCUGGCAAUGGGAGGUACUAUGACUCCCAUGGGAGUAGCAAUGGGAGCACAAGUGACAGUGAAGACAGCAAUGGCUCAGUCUAUUCUCCCAGAGCAGACAGUCGAAGUUACCUGCUAAAUGUGAGGCCUGAGAACAGGACCACAUUUUGCAACAUUAUAUCCCAACUGACUGAGGAGACACAGCCAUGUUUUGAGACAACGUUGAAAGCCAGGGCUGUGUCUGAGGGAUGUGAUGCUAAAUUUAUCUGCAUGGUGACAGGAUACCCAGAACCUGAGGUUACUUGGUACAAAGAUGAUCAAGAGUUGGAUCGAUAUUGUGGUUUGCCAAAAUAUGAAGUUCUCCAUAAUGGAAAGCGGCACACCUUACAAAUUUACAAGUGCACUGAAGAAGACGCUGCAAUUUAUCAAGCAUCGGCCAGAAAUAACAAAGGCAUUGUUACCUGUUCUGGAGUACUAGAAGUUGGAACAAUGACGGAAUACAAAAUACACCAAAGGUGGUUUGCAAAACUGAAGCGAAAAGCAGAAGCCAAAAUGCGUGAGAUUGAACAGAGUAGGAAACGAGUUAAAGAGAACUUUGAGGAAGGGGAAAGACUGAGGGCUUUGAGUCCUGAAAGGAUUCAAAGAAAGAGAAGGUUUUCAUCAGAAAAUAAAGAGGAUACAUCAUUGUCAGUGGCCAAAGAUGAUUUAAUUAAUGUUCAUAGUCCAGAUCCAAACUCCAGGAUGCAAGAGGAAAUUAUGAACACAAAUGAGCAACCACAUAAUCUGACUAAUGGCUUCAAUGUCUUGGAAACGCAACAGAAAGAGGCAACCACCAAUGGUUAUGCUGUACCUGACAAUAUAGAGGAAAAUGGUAAAGAAUUUCUUGCAUAUAUCUAUGAAACAGUCGAAGUUAUAACAAAGAAAACAGCAUUAGAGGAGUCCUAUGCAAAAAAGAAGAAAAAAGAUGAAGGACCUCCCUUACCUGUAGCAGCCUCUUUGAAAGAGGAAACAACACAAGGAAGCACCAAGAAACCAGAAAGCAUAAGUCCUGUUCCAAGAAGGUCUCGAUUUGGCAAAGAUGUUACCAACACUGCAGUGGGAGAAAAAAUGGAGGUUCAGAGAUCACCGCUGACAACAAAUAAAAGGUUUGCACCUUCCACUGCUCCAAAUAAAACAGGAAAAAGUAUAGCAGCAAAAGAUACAAAAAAACUGAAAGAUAGUAUUGUGCAAAGCAAUAAGGCAGUUGAUUCUCCCAUUCCAAAACCAGAUCAUUUGCAGACUAAAAGUGAUGUAAAUUUUUCUAUAAAAGAGAUGUAUUUUGGUGACUCUUUGGCACUGCCAGAAGGAGAAAUGGGCACACAAGCACUUGAGAGAGACAAGAAGGUAAAAUCAGAAGGUAAUGUGCACAGUUCAAAACCUUCAAAACCAUUAACUCAAGGGCAAAUUAAGGAGGUACCAAAAGUAGCCCCAAGGCGCUCUAAAGAGCAAAGAGAAUUGUCAGUUGGGCGCAAACCUCCUCCAACAACAAUUGUGAAAACUGAAGCUCCUGUAACUGCACCAGUCUCAAACAUUAGUGAAAUGAUACCAGUGGUUAAGACAAAAUGUGAGCAGCCAAAACCAUGUAUGGAGAACCCCCCAGAUUCUUCUACCUUUGUUUCAGUCCCAGUAUGUGAUACUAUUGACCAUCAUUUUAAGAAAGCUGAAUCAGCAGUGCUGGUUCCACCUGCAAAUACAUCCACUAAUACCGCAUUACAAAAUGGUAUCAAGGACAAACCUACAAUUGUGAAUAAGGACAAGUCUACAUUUCUGGAGUCACAUGUACCACAAGCCUCGGAGACGAACAUGUUAUCCUCAGUAGACCCUGAUGAAGAGAAGACCCGAAAAGAGACACUCCAGAAGCUGCAGAAUUUGGAAAUGGAAUAUAUGGCGUUGCAGAAAGCGUAUGCACUAUUGCAGAAGCAGCUAGAAAUCAGUCAGAAGGCAGAGGCAGAGAAGAUAAGUGAAGUCUCAGGAGGUGCAGAAUCAACUGUACAGGAACAAACUGACACAACUGAAAUAAAGGGUAUGGAAACACAAGAAAACACAGAGGACAAUGUUAAUCUUAUUAAAUGUCCAAGCUCACCAAUUCCAAUAUAUAUGGAAAUCGAGGAUUCUACACAAGUAGGGUCAAUACCUGUUGUGGACACUGUAAGUCAAGGUGAACAACUAGAAACUCUUCAGAUAAAUGAGGUUAUUCCGUUGGUUAUACCUAUGCAUUCACCAUUGUCCUUCCUGGAGACCAGUUCAGAGGAAGCAUAUGUGAUUGAUAUAAGUGACAACCAACGAAUGAAUGUGAUGAAUAAAGAUGCAUCUGAACCUACUGCAGUUUCAAGCGGGAUGAAGGACGUGGAAAGAGAUGAAGUUACACUUAAGGUCAGGGAGAUUUCCGAUGACAGUCUGACAGAAAAUGUCAGCAUUGCAGGCAUUUUAUCCAGUGAAGUUGAAAUGAUGGAGGAUGUGAAGGAACAACCACGUUUAGGAGACAUAUCUGUUGGAUCCUUGACUAGACCAGCAAGCACAUCACAGGAAGUGAAAGCAAUAGUAACAGAUGAAAAUUUAGUUAGUGAAGAAAUUCCCAAUGUGGAGACUCAAAUACAUUGUUUAGAUAUGUCUGAAAAUGUCCUGGAUAUCGAUUUUGCAUGUGACAGUUCAUCAAAGUUAUUAUCAAGUGAACAAAAUCAGUCUGUGGCAACUCUUCUUCGUGAUGUUAAAAAAGCUCUGGAGUCAGGAGUGACCAGUAAUGGGGAAAGUUCCAUAGAUUCUAGUUCUUUAAACUCUCCAACGGCUUUACCAUUGGGGGAAGAUCAUUAUGAAGCAGAACAUUAUGAAGUAGAACUAAUUCCACCUUUGGCACCCAAAGAAGAGACACACAGGCAAGAGCUUGUGACAUCAGUAACUAAGAGCACAAAUGCAACAGAGACGCAGCCCAAGACAGUUGAACUAUCCACAACUUCACAUACAGAUAGUCAACAAAAUGUUCAGGACAAUAAGGCAAAACAAGAAAAGCAGGAUCACAGUUUGGUAACAACGCUGAAAAAUUCCUUGUUGAUGUUGUUACACAUAAAAACAGCAGAUGUUGUAGAUCAUAAGCCAGAUGAAAAAGGUAAAACAAAAAUUGAUGGUGCCCAUCUACAGUCACCUGUAGAUAGUUAUUUACCUGAAAGAAACUUAAGUCCGCCAAGUCCCAGGAAAAUGUAUGAAUCUGGCAAAGAUAGUGACUCCCCACAGAGCACAGAGAGUAUGCAUUCCAGUUCCACAUCAGGUAAACUGACCCCAGCUUCUGAGGAAGACAUGGUUCAGAAUGGGGAUUCUUUGCCAACAAGUCCAGCCAUUCCUUUGACUGAUUCCUCAAAGAAAGAUGAUAUAAUAUCUCAAGUGUCAAGUGCCCCACUGAGUCCAGUAACACCUAGGAGGAGUUCAAAAGCCACACAGGAGGGAACUGUCUUGAGCAAGGAAGAUCUAAGUUUUAGUCCAUCAACUUCAAGAAAAAUAGCAGCUAAAAUAGCAUCGGGCACAGAUUUUACUGCUGCCCUAUCUGUACCUUCCAUAGUCGUUGGUAGCCUACCUGCUGAACAAACCCUUGAAAGUAUGCAUUUUGAUUCUGAAAGCGACAGCAGCCGCAAAUGGAAAUCUACUGAAAAUCUAGUUCCAAUUCCUUCAGCAACUCCAGAAGAGCUGGCUUCUGGUGCACGCCGUAAAAUAUUUCUCCCUAAGUCUAAACAACUGGAUGAUGAAAAUAUUGGAAGCACAGACUCACUUUCACCUCCCUCCAGAAAAGAGAGCCCCAAUGUGUCUCCAGGACAAUCUAGAAGGAAUAAGUCCUUCUUGACUUCCCAAUCUCCACCCAUUGAGAAACGUUCCCCUGGCACAAUACGAAGGUUGGGAGUCCUGGAAGUUCCAAAGAUACAUGAAGAAGAAGUAGAUAAAGGGAAGGAUGCAGAAUCUGGUGCACAGGAAACAAAAAGUACUUUGUCUAAAGAAGAUGCACAGUCUACAGAAACUAAAAAAGUAAAUGAUCCUUAUAAAGCUCCACAGGUUAUCCGGAAGAUACGGGCAGAACAAUUUUCUGAUGCAUCUGGCAAUUUAAAACUCUGGUGCCAGUUCUUCAAUAUUUUAAGUGACUCAGUCAUAACCUGGUAUAAAGAUGAAGUUCAAGUGGCAAAAGUAAAACGAUGCUCUGGAGAUGAAGGACAGGCGGCUCUUGCAAUUGUGCAGGCUUCAGUGAAAGACUGUGGUGUGUAUCAGUGCACCAUCCAGAAUGACUAUGGAUCCGAUUCAACAGACUGCCUGCUGAGCUCAGAGGUUUUAUCUGGAUUUAUCACCAAAGAGGAAGCUGAAGUUGGAGAAGAAAUAGAGAUGACACCAAUGGUAUUUGCGAAAGGAUUAGCGGACUCUGGCUACUGGGGAGACAAGUAUUUUGGAAGGAUAGUUAUGGAAGAGCCACAUGUUGGAUUGGGAUUUCUGAGAAAGUCUUGCAGAGUAAAAGUGAUUUAUGGGUUAGAUCCAAUGUUCGAGUCAGGAAAAACCUGUAUUAUCAAAAUCCGAAACCUCAUCACUUUUGGGACCAAGAAUGAAAGCACUUUAGUGGAAAAAAAUUAUGAUAUCACCAUUCAGGAUUGUAAAAUUCAGAACACAACCAGAGAAUACUGCAAGAUAUUUGCAGCUGAAUGCAGAGGGGUCCCUACCUUUGGACAGUUCCCAGAGAUUUUGCCUCUAAACUUGAUUUAUCGGCCUGCCAACAACAUACCCUAUGCUACUAUAGAAGUGGACCUGGAAGGGAGAUUUGAGAGGUACUGCAUCAGAGAUCUAGCAGGAAAGUUACUUAUGAAGGAUGGGACAGAAAUAGAGCAGAAAUGCAGCACGUUUCAGCACUGGGUGUACCAGUGGACUAAUGGCAAUUUCCUGGUCACCACCCUAGAAGGUGUUGGAUGGAAAUUAACUAAUAUAGCAAUUGCCACAAAAUCCAAGGGAUACCAAGGACUAAAAGAGAGCUGCUACCCAGAAGUCCUUGAGGAAUUCCCAUCAGUUCACCAGUGCAAUAAUUAUUGUGAAAUGCUUGGUCUAAAGUCUAUUAAAGCAACUGAAAGCCUCCUACCUCCACCCAAGCCAAAGGGCUCAAGGAGUCCUCAGAUGGGAAGGAAAACUGGGUCUGCUCAGUCAAGCCCCCAGAUACAAAAGAAACUUUUGUCAAGUCCACAAAGUGCUAGAAAAGGUGGUGUCAGCCCAAAAUCCACAAGAAAAGCCACAGACACAGGAGACCCACAGUCAGGAGCCAAACACAAAGGAAAUGACGGGUCAGCAACUGAAAAACCACAAUAAAACAGAACAUUGAUAUUUUCCAAACCUGGACUUGACGGAAACUUCUAUUUUGUUGAACAAACUACAAAACACAAGGGAUAUAAACGAUACAGCGACAGUCUCCUCCUCCACGACCCAACAGAACGGCUGUUGACAGCCUGCUCCACGUGUGGUUUAUGAGAAAUGGAAGGUGAGCAAUACAGGUGCAUUUACUCUUGACGUGGACAGGAUGUACUAUAAAGAAGGUGUCUAGUAAGCUCAUGUGUCUGAUAAAAGGAAUGCUGUAAUUCAUAGCUUUGCGCGUGAUAUUAACGACACUUGAGUGAUUUAUGAGAACUAAAUGUGAAAUUAUGUGAAUUACAAAUUAUUUGAGCGUUUGUUUUAAGUACAUGUAAGAAUAAAUGCACCUCUAUUACCCAUUUUGUUUUAUAAGCUACAUAAAAGGACUGAUGGACAAAGCACACAAUUACGGAAACCACUGAAUGUUUUCUUUUCGCUGCUAGAUGCGAGUGUACUGUACCACUUGUUGCAUUUUGUUUUCCAACUCAAUGGUCAAAUACAGUUACAGGUAAAAGACUACAAUAACGUAAAGACAGUGUUUUACCUAAACAGAGUAUGAUGACCACAAACAGGAAAGCACAUAGUAACUGCAAGAGUGAGCUGAAAUUGCAGUACAUCUUAGUGAUGAAAGCAAUGACUCUCAGUACCUCUCUACUAUAUCCAGCAUUCACAGACACAAUACAUGUACGUGUUCUUUGCAGAGAGUGUGGUGUUUUAUGCACUGGCAAAAAAUUUUUCCUAUAUCUCAGGGUGAUUGUCCCAGUGUCAGUCAUGUAAAAUAUGUCCACAAAGCUGUAGAUUAUUAAGGAAUCUGGGGGACAACAUGGGAUUAUAGUCAAUGGUCAACCAUUGCCUCAAAUCAUUCUCAGAAGACUUUAAACAGGACAGGUUGCAGCAUUUGAUUUUGUUUUUCAGGUCCUCUAACCAAACCCUAAGUCAUCAACCUUUCUUCGUCAUUCAAGAUAAUCACAGCACUUUCAUGUUACUGGAUGCAGGUCAUAAAAUUGUAAGUGGAAGAUAGGAUUUCUCUAAUCCAGAAAGCACAUUAUUUCCAUAUUAUACGGUACAGAAAGUGAAGCAUCUAAUGCCUGGGUAAUUUGGUGACACGUAAGCACAUAACAACCAACAUCAAAGAACUGUUACUCGUUUUCCACAGAACAGAGGAGUUAUAGUGCUUAGGGACUUUUGGUGCAGUUACACGAUUUGGAAUUAGUUUAAAAUAUCCAUUUGAAUAAAAUAUUUAGCCUAUAAAUAAAUGGAUGAUAAUGCUUACUGUCAUCAGGAAAAAAGCUGUACAACAAAUUUUGGCUUUUUCAUCUUGUAAAUAUGGGGCUGAAUCCUGCUUUUGCCUUCCAUGAUAUGAAUGUAUACCCCAUUCCAAGUUGAAAGCCAAAGCGUGAACGCCAUUUAUCAGGCUGGCCAAACCUCACUUGUUCUUCCUUAGAGAGCUCCCAUGUACCCCAUUUUUCCUAUGACAAUAAACUUUCUGGAAGUGAAAUUCUGGAGCAUUACAAGUGAGACAGUCAGUGAGUAUAGGUAACAAGAUAACUGUUUCAUGGAACUUGACACUGAAAAUGAAGCAAGAAAUGUCAGUUAUUACCCUGCAAAAGGGCAGGUUGCAUUUGUGCCCCCAUUAUAUAGACGUCAUGAGCCAGCAAGUAAAUUACUGUUUUAUUCAGAAAGAGUAUUGGUUCUUAGAAAUCACAGCAUCUUUGUUCUUCAUGGACAGUUAUAAGCAUUGACGAUGACAUUUUGCCUCGUUCUGGGAUCCGAGUCUGGCGGGAAGCCCUGAGCCGGGCUCGGAUUCCGGCUCGGAUCGUGAAGUUCAAAGCAAAUCUAUUGCCUGCUCAUCUUAUAGUAAAGGCCUGAUGUUGGGGGCACAUUUGAUGGCUAAAAGUACGACAUGAAUAAAUGACAUGUUCUGCACUGUGGAUGUCACACUGUAGAGUCCAACAUGUAGUAUUAUGGUGUUCUUGCUUGGUAGCUAUCCUGGAAUGUUAGAAACAUUACAAAUUAAUACAAAAAUGUAUUUUUAUUGAGGGUUUUGGCCUUCCUAAUUAUUGGUGCCUGGCCAUAAAUAUACGCAGUUCUGAGACUCAAACAAUGAGCACAUAUUGCAGCAAAAUAAUGCAUGGUGCUCUGUAGGCAAAGUGACUAGAGAAAUACUGCCAACAUAUGUGCUGACAGCCAGGCACACAGUGCACUCUAACUGCACUGUCCACCUGGAACCAUUCUCAACAGUUUAGAUGCGAAUACUGUAGUUAUCCAAUAAUUAUCCAAGUAGUAAGUGAUCCUCAAUGUGGUGGGAACCCCUCACACAGCGGAGUUACAUGUUUUGCAGAGGGUGGUCAUGCACUUAAUCUGUGACCAAACUUCUGUUUAUAUAUAGUCAGGGCUGUGAACAUUUGCACUAUGGUGCUUUGCUUUAAACCUUCCCUGCAGCGUGCCACAAUAGUCACUUUGCCUCAAGUUUGUUUUUAUGUGCUUUUCAUCACUGUUCUUGUUUUUGCUUUGUGUGACGUGAUAAAUGUAAUGUUUCUCUUUGCACAUUUGUUUGGUGUAUUAGAUUCCUGGAAGCACUUCAUUAAAAUGUAGCAGUUAGUGAU